Molecule: messenger RNA, 1614 nt
Organism: Porites evermanni
Lineage: Eukaryota; Metazoa; Cnidaria; Anthozoa; Scleractinia; Poritidae
Source: the annotation of a GenBank genome assembly
ACCUUGAAUGGACUCCAGUGUGGUAAGCACCAUAGCUUACACUGUACAUGUUCACUGCUGUACUAGUGGUUGUUUUAUUGGGACAGAUCCAGAUAUUAGACACUAUCUAUUUAUUGUUUAAAGAACUGUAAAAGCAUCUGUGUCAAAAGUAAGGCUCUAGAAGACACACCUAACUUUCUUAUGUUUCUGAAAAGAUACUUAGGUUUGGAAAUUGAAAUAUUCCUUACAAGUCAGCUACAGCUGCAAGUUUUAAAAUGAUCAGUUUUGCACACUGCAGAGAACUUCACAAUACCAAUACAAUACCAAACAACCAUAGCUUAAGCACAUUCUACAGAAAAGACAUCUAGUGGGGUAUAACUGACAGAAUUAUUUUUAUUAUGUGGCUGUGUCCAUAAUAUUAUAAAAAGGAGAUUUGAAAAAAAGGAAGUUACAUGUACAUUAUUGUAUGAUCUGAUCUGAUUCUCACAAAGAAAAUGAACAAAUAUAUAUGGCAAAGUAUGAAUGUUUGCCUUGUUCAUUUUUAAAUUUGACUUCAUCUUACGCCAGAAAAGUGUCGGGAAAAAAGAACUUGUCUAUUAUCCCACCCUCUUGCUUGUUUCAUGCUUUUUCAGUGGAUACCUAUUGCGCCUAAGUGACUUAUUUCAUUUUUAUUGCACUAGAUAAUGUACUGUACAUGUACAUGUAACUGAAAGUAAAAAAAACAAACAAACAAGCAAAGCGUAGUUGUUAAAAAUAGGUAAGCAAACGCGGCUGAAAUAGUUAAGUGCAAACUGGUGUGAGUAGCUGUUAAUUUGUGUUUUGUUGUUGAUUCAUUAACAGACCUGAGCACAGAUGAAUCUGAGUUUUCUGACAGUGAUCAUGAUUACACAGAACCACCAACUGAAGAAAAAGAUGAAGAGGAUGGUGAUGACCACAAUGAUGGUAAUUCACAGUAACAUCCUUCCUAGAAAUUAUCAUUCAAUUAACCCUUCAAGUCCCAAUAUCCAAAUACAAAUUCUCCCAACUGGUCUCCAAACAUUUCCUUAAAGAAUGAGUUAAGAGAAUUUGAUAAAAGAUCAAGGUGUUUUCUCUUUAUUGAUCAUAUUAUUAAUUCUCAUAACCUAAUCUCUUAACAAUGUAUGGAUAUUGUUAGGAGAAUAUUGAUGUUGGUCACCAUUGGGACUUAAAGAGUUAAGGAUUAAACAGUGCAUAAACAACACAGCAGUAUCUCUGUUACAUAGUCAACUAUCUGUAAGACAAACAUAGGCAGUCUUAGUAGUGUUUAUCUCUUGCACAUGUAGGUCAUAGGAGUAUGUUAUAUGAAACCUGUACGUGACACAAAUAGUGAGCCUGGGUUACCUGUGAUCGUAGAAGAAAGUUGACUGUUUACUGUUCAGUAUUGUCGAAACUGACCUCUACUCCUGAUGAGCACUGAUAAGCCUUUUCAACCAGGUGAUGCUGUUUGUGUGCGUUAUUAAGACAUUUAUUUUUUGUUAUUUUUCAGCAUCAUCAGAACAUUCCUUCUCGUCGGAUUCCUCUCAUGAUUACUGUGUUCCUCCAGAGAGCAUCUCUCCUCCUGAACCUCCAAACAAUUAUGGGGAUGUUUAUGAUGAGGUGGCUGAUCUUUAUGCAGAG